AUGGAGAUGGAGGAGAAGAUAAAAAUUGUCACCACGGAGGCUCUCCUCAAAGGACCAUCUGCCGCCUACCAUGCCUUAGAUCCAGAGCUUGGGGGCUGCUGUGGUCUCUGCCCUAGCUGUGGCUGUGGCUCCUGUCCAGGAUGCGGCUCCUGUCCGGGAUGCGGCUCCUGUCCAGGAUGCGGCUCCUGUCCAGGAUGCGGUUCCUGUCCAGGUUGCGGCUCCUGUCCAGGUUGCUGCUGCCCCUGCUGUGGUUGUGGCUCCUGCCCCAGCUGUGACUCCUGCCCCAACUGCUGCUGCUGCCCCCCGAGCUGCGACUGUUGCUGCCCUCCGAGCUGCGACUGUUGCUGCCCCCCGAGCUGCGACUGUUGCUGCCAGCUGUGCUGCUGCCUCCCGCGGCUUCUGUGCCAGUUGCCCAAAAUGAUCGGCUGCCCUGUAAACAUCAAGAGGUUCCUGAUCGUCCUGGUGAUUGUGGGCCUUGUGGUGCUGGUUGUCGUGGGGGCUCUUCUGAUGGGGCUCUACAUCACCCAGGCGCAUACGGAGGCCCUUCUGCACAUGACCAUUGGCGAGUUGGACGGAGAAGAAUCGCAGCUGAAGUUCUCCAUGGAUAAGGAGGAAGUAGCCACUUACUAUGUGGAUGAUGGGAUCCACAACCCAGCCACGGUCAUUUAUGAUUUUGCUAAGCUGAUGAUUGGCUACAAGCCUGAACAUCAAGAAGCCUGUUACCUCACCAGGAUGGAUAAGGAAAAUAUCCAAGGACUAGAUACCCUCCUCAAGGAAUUCCAGGGAAAGAAGGAGCAAGGAGAGGAAGAAUUCCUUACGUCCCAGGUGGAUCGUUCAAGGCUGGGGACCACCAUCAACAUCCUCUGCAAACACAUCCCCAUCUUCUACACUUAG
Pantherophis guttatus is the source of this 894-nucleotide messenger RNA. Lineage: Eukaryota; Metazoa; Chordata; Lepidosauria; Squamata; Colubridae. The record is from RefSeq and is a predicted model, not a curated record.